Molecule: messenger RNA, 2078 nt
Organism: Selaginella moellendorffii
Lineage: Eukaryota; Viridiplantae; Streptophyta; Lycopodiopsida; Selaginellales; Selaginellaceae
Product: UDP-glycosyltransferase 13
Exons: 1
Coding region: 598-2013 (471 amino acids)
Molecular function (GO): UDP-glycosyltransferase activity
Source: RefSeq, a predicted model, not a curated record
ACCAUCGUUAUUGUUGGUGAUAUCCAGUGGGAAGUCGAGUCCCUUGCCGGCUUAAGUUUGCCGGAUGGAGAGGGAAUCGUGACACGAUCUCCUUUGGUGAUCAGGCUCCAGAAAGCGGACAACGAGUCGGAGGAGGAAGUUGUGGAGAUGAUUGUGAGUAUACUGGAAAGUGGAGCUAUCUCGGACGAGAUACUCACUGACAAACUCGAAAAGGCUCUGCUGGAAGAUCUAGAAGAUGAGGCAGGACUCAAGGUGGAUGGGAGAGGAUCCAGCUGACUAGUUGACACAGAGCCUGGACAACUUGCACAAGUGUGCCGCGGUGGUGGCACAAGUUAACAGCAGCGGUCGCAAGCUGUUCCUCUCGAGUUCCAUCUAUCGAUGGUAUGUAAGUUUGUUUUGUUUGUUAUGCCUCGUUCCUUUGUCUUCUGCCAGGUUGGUUUUAGCGUGUUUGUCGAUGCUGCGUGCUUCGUGUCCACAUUUGGAGCGAGCGGUGCUGCUUCGUUUCUGCCGGAACAACAGUGAUCACUUUGGCACCAUUUGUUUCAAAGCCUUUAUGAUCGUUGCGAAGGAAGUCCGGGGUAAGGAGAGCGAUCAAUAAUGGGGGAGGAGGUGCCUCACUUGAUGGUCGUUCCUUACUCGGCUCAAGGGCAUAUGAUCCCGGCUUUAGUGCUCGCGAGCAGGCUAGCCGGCCUUGAUUUCGAGGUAAGCUACGUUUGUCACGAGUUCAGGCUUGAGCAAGUGAAGAGAGAGGCCAAAGCACGAGCGUGCAACCCACACAUCAAGUUCCAGACGCUCAAAAAAAACUUCCCACCCAAAGAGCAGCAGGAAUCGAGCUCGGGGCACGACUCGAUGCAGGUCAUUCUCUGGUCCUUUAGAUUCCAUCCCGAAGAUGGAGUAGAACUGAAGGAGCUCAUCAGUGCUGCCAAUCCUCCGAUAAGCUGCAUCAUUACGGACAACUUGCUCGCUUCCUGGGCCCAAGACGUAGCGGACGAGCUCAACAUUCCCAGGAUUAUCUUCUACCCAUCGCCGGGAAUGGCACUGGCCUUUCAUUUCUAUCUCAAGAGCAUGCUACACGAAAACAAGCUUCCUGUGCGAGCUCAAGAGCUGGUGCGAAUACCCGGGAUAGAUUCGGCUGGACUCUCGCCACUUUCGAGCGACCAAGUUAGCAGCCCAGUCAUAGAGACAAUCCCCGAUGUGAUGCGGUAUUUCUACGUGACAAAUGCUCUUCGAGCUCACGAGGCAGCUGGAGUGAUGUGCAACACGUUUGCUGCGAUCGAGGAGGAGGCAUGCAUCGCUCUGAGCGAGAAUGCGAUGAUAAAUCCCAACAAGGUUCCUUUCGUGGAUAUCGGGCCUUUGCUUCCAGACCCCUACUUCGCGGACGACGAUGCUUGUGAACACUGUGACAAAGUCGAGUGCUUGGCAUGGCUGGACGAGCAGCCCACCGCGUCCGUCGUGUACAUCUCGUUUGGAAGCUUCGCUCGCGCUAACCGGGAACAGAUCGAAGAGCUUGCGUUUGGAUUGGAAGCAAGCGAGAAGAGAUUUCUGUGGGUUCUGCACAAUGGUGCCGAGGAGUUUCUCCCGGAGGGAUUUUUGGAACGGGCGACGACGAACAAGACAGGAAUGGUGGUGAAGAAAUGGGCACCACAGCUCUUGGUUCUGUCGCACAGGGCUGUGGGUGGUUUUAUGACCCACUGCGGAUGGAACUCGACGAUGGAGAGCUUAAGCCGGGGCGUUCCGAUUAUCACGAUGCCGUUUUACGGAGAGCAGCGAGGGAACGCACGGAUCAUUGUGGAGCACUUGGGGAUUGGAGUGGGACUAGCGAAAGAUGGUGAAGAUGGUUUAAUCCCGAGGAUUGCUUUCGAGCGAGCUUUUCGCGCUGUGAUUGACGAGGGCGAGCUUGUGAGGAGCAAGGCUGCCCAGGUGAAAGAGACCGCUCGCGCUGCUUUCAAAGAAUCGCCUCGGAAGAUCAAAGGCUUCGUCCACAAAGUCCUCCACUCGCGCCAUCCUAGUUAAAAUUUCAAAUUCUUCUAUGUUCUUCAUUAAAUAAUCUCUCUAAUAAUUUCACGUAGAAAAAUGUA